Messenger RNA from Vanessa atalanta (red admiral), 3912 nucleotides. Its product is annotated as zinc finger protein 131-like. The record is from RefSeq and is a predicted model, not a curated record. Bases 81 to 1325 code for a protein of 414 amino acids. Gene Ontology annotation, biological process: regulation of transcription by RNA polymerase II. The transcript has 6 exons. Lineage: Eukaryota; Metazoa; Arthropoda; Insecta; Lepidoptera; Nymphalidae. Gene Ontology annotation, cellular component: nucleus. Gene Ontology annotation, molecular function: protein binding.
UCAUUUAUACAUGCAUCUUAAUUUGUUUGUUUUUACAUUAUAUUUCUUUUGUAAACAAUUUAGCUUUAUGAAGACGCGAAAUGGCAAAUCAGGAAAUCAGCUUAAAAUGGAAUGGAUACCAGAAUAAUAUAUUAUCAAAUGUGAAAGAGUUAUUUAAAGACGAAGGUUUAUCUGAUGUGACACUAGUAUCGGAAGGGCAAAGUUUUAAAGCUCAUAAAGUUAUCCUUUCUGCGAAUAGUUCAGUAUUUAGAACGAUAUUUCAGCAAAACCCCCACAAAGAUCCAAUUAUAGUACUUCAUGACAUCAAUACAGAUUCUUUACAAACUUUGUUAAGAUUUAUGUACAAUGGUGAAGUUAAUGUAACAGAAGAAUUUUUGCCAAUACUUUUAAAAACUGCUGAGGCCCUAAGAAUAUGCGGAUUAUCUACUGGCAAUGAUGCUGCUAGAGACGACGAGAAAACUGCAACUUCCACACAGGCUUUAUCUAAAAAACGAAAGAAAAGUGAGCAGGAUGAUGGAAAUAAGAGCAAUAAAAAACCAAUGCCGUGUCCUGUAAAACUAGAUAAUGCUAUCACAGUGUCAAACUCCGAUGUCCACAAAAACCCCAACAUUGUGCCCAAAGUAGAGCCAGUCGAUUCACCACUAACUGAUUAUUCAGGAGAAAACACUAACGAUACAGACAUUGCCGUUUUAGAAGAUACAAUCGAGAAAAAAUACUCUGUUAGUCCUGAAAAUGUUUCAAAUAAAUCUAUGUGUAAUAUGGCUUCCGAUCGUUGUGUUAAGAAGUGGAUUAAUGAAGUCAGCAGUACACAGCCAUGCUUAAACAUGAUUAAUGAAAAAAAUAUUAUAGAGCAGGAUGAUGACAAAGAAAUAGAGAUUGACAAGGAAGUAGAGACAGUAUUGCAGAGUGGUACUAUAGUAGAAUCCUUAAGUAUAACAACCGAGAAUUUGAAUUUUGUGUCAAGUGAAGCACAGAGUGUAAAAGACAAAACUACCACAUGUUAUGCAAACCCAUCAUUCCCGUGUCCAUUCUGUCCCAGAGUUUACAAUAGCUGGGGUUAUAGACGGAGGCAUGUUAAAUCUAGACACAUGACUAACAGAUUGUCAUGCAAAUGGUGCGUUUCAGUACUACCAUCUACUGGAGCAUGGUAUUCCCACGCCACCAGAGCUCAUGGCGUUCCACAUGAGGAAGCAAGAAACUCCCUUGUAGUCAUGGUUGAAGCGCAUGCAGUACUUACUCUGAAUGAGCCAAGUGUAGCCCAGUUAUUGGGACAAGUCGGUAUAUCCGACAAUAACGGCAGUAGUGUCAAUGACAAAACUUCCUAGGGUAUGUCUUUUCUAUUCUACUAGAUUAUUUGUAUACACUUAAACAAAAAAAAAAUCUUUCAUAUAUAUAUAGCAUGACCUCAAGCACUAAGUACUCUAAUGAACAAACUAUUUUUAACCAAGUUUAUAAAAUAAUAUUUAAAAGUAGUGUCAGCAAAAAAGUCUUAUAGCAUUUUGUUUUUAAUAUUUUACUUGAACAAGACUCAUAUCAUCAAAAUAAAUUGAUUACUUGUUUAAUGUUAAUGGUAACCAUUUUAAACAAAGUUAAAAUUUAAAAAGAAAUUUAGUGUUAGCAAUUAAAAAACUAUUUUUUUUUUUUAUAAUAUGAAAGAUAAAGAAAAAUAUUUGGAAUGCCAUUGCGAUUAUAGAAUAUUUUUUAAAACAAUCGCACUAGUCUCUGAAUUUAAAACAACCAGCAUUGUAUUUUUCUCUAAUACCAUAAAAUCAUAUUUAUAAAAGAAAUCAAUCAAAUUGUAUGAAAUUGUGCACUGAUUACUUUGAUUAACAAAUCAUAUUUAGACAUUGGGCCAAAUGAGAAAUUGCUAAUGCCAGUAAUAAUUAUCCAGGGUAUAAAAUUUUCUCUUAUCAAAAAUUUAUUUUAUACACAAAACUGCCAAUCUUUGAGAGCUUAUUUUUAAGUAUUCUCGAUGCAAGCAUUUUGAAAAAUAUUUUGAUUAUAUAUUUCUAUUUUAUAUGUAUGUAUUGAGAGGUAGAAGUAUAUAAAAUAACACAUUUAUAUAUAUAUUUUAAAUAGUCUAUAAGGAUUUAUAAUAUAGUUCAGAAAAACAAUUGUCGAUGUAGACAAAGUGAGUUUAUCUGGUCUUUAGUAUGGUUAAGCUGAGGUCUUUUGAUCUUAUAAUAUAAAAAAAAAAACAAUUUCAAAGCUGUGGAUUAGUCCACAUUUAUCAAAUUUAUAUUUUUUAUAAAUUCCCUACAGUAAUCUAUCUUAACUUUUCUGACAAUGCUUUAAGCAAGUCCAAAUUAACCUCAGUAUAUAGUCAUUUUAGAAUUUUAUUAAAAGUGAUAAUAAUCAUUUAAUAUUAAAUACCAGCCAGUCGAUAUUUUAGGCAAAUAACAAUAAUCAAAGUUUAAUAAAUAAGUGGUAUUUUUAUAUAAAAUGAUAUAAAAGUAAUUAUUAAGAUUAUUAUGAACGGAAACUGCUUUUCAUUACUUUAUAUUUGUUGCAAAACUGGCAAACUAAUAUAGUAACUAGUUACUUAAAAGAAAAGACGAUGCUUUAAAAAUAAUCAAGUCAAUAUGCAUUGUGACAAGCCUUUUAGUUAAAACUUAUUAUAAUUUUAGAAUUUAUAUUUUAUUACUAUGGUAACACAUUUCUAGUGAUGUUAACAAAUUAAUACAAUGGUCAGUAACAUUUUUUUAUCACAUUUCAUAGUAAAAAAUAUGGUGAUAAUUAUAAUAAUAUUAGUGUUUAUUUGAUAUAAUUUAGUGAUGAUGAUCUCAACUCAAACAAGUCAAAUGUUUAGCAGUUAAGAUUCAUAAUAUUAGUUUGUUUAAAUAACUAUAAAAUAAACGAAUAUGAUGAAUGAGAGUUAUGUUAAAAACUUUAUUAAGUAAAUAAAAUCAUUUGGCUAGUCCAUUGAUCUACCUUAAAAUAUUUAUACCUUUUAUGAUGCUCAUAUCAAACUUAAGUUCACCAAUAGUUGAUUUCAAUAGAAUUAAUACAAGUAAGCAAAGAAAUGUCAUUAAGUGUCAGCCACACUUAACUAAAUACAGCAGAAUUGUAAAGAUUUGAUAAUAUAUUCAAUUAAAAGUCAAGAUUUCUACGUGUUGUGGCAUACUUUUAUUGCCUAACUAUAUAUGCUGUAUGAUGUGACGGUAGAUUGUAUUUUGUUUUUGUAACAAUUCUAUUGAGAUUUGUGCAUAAAAUUUUUGUACUCAAUAUUAACUUUUUUUUUUAAAUGUAAAUUUAUUCAAUCAUUUUAUAAAUUAGUUAUGACUGAACAAAUAGAGAGCUUAUCGGUAAAAAUAUACCCUUUCUUGUAUAAGAAGAUAUUUUUAUAAUGUACUUUUUAAUGUUCGUAGUAUUUAAGUCAAUUAGAAAUCUUGGCAAUAACUAUGGAAUGUGAUUUCUGUGGUGGAAAAAUACAUAUACAUGUUUAGACUUUAGAUGUAUUUUAAAUUAUUUUUAAGGCCUUCUUUGCAAAUUUGUAUUUUUGAGCACAAUUCACUUAACUUUUUAAUGUUAUUGUGAUUAUUAUAUGUGUUGUAUAAAACAACGAGUGAGUGAAUGACCUAAUUUUUAUACAAAAAUGUAACAAUUUUUUCCAAUAGAAAGCCUUAUUCACAUUAAACGCAUAAAAUGCUCGUAAUACAAAGUAAGGAAUAGUAAUUCAACAAAUAAAUAUAACUCAAUAGUUUUUUUUAUUGUAUAAUAAUUAUGUUUAAGAAUGUUUUAUUCUCAUUAAUUAAUCAAGGAUUUGUAAAGUUGUUCUUUUAAGAACUACCCUAUUAUGGAUGGAUUUUUUGUAUUCAUUACACAGUGGAAAAUUGAAAUUUUAUCACACAUAGGUAUAAUUGUGAAUAAGGCCUUUUUGGAUUUUUAAUAAAUUUUGAAGGUAAUUAAUGA